This is a messenger RNA of Sturnus vulgaris (Common starling), 2829 nucleotides long. The record is from RefSeq and is a predicted model, not a curated record. NCBI's taxonomy places the organism in Eukaryota, Metazoa, Chordata, Aves, Passeriformes, Sturnidae.
CGUUUUAAUCCAGUUUGCUGCUGUUGACUCACUUUCUCACCUAAAGCUGGUAACCUAAGUGCUGUGGUUAUGUUUGUAAACAGGACAUGGUUAAAACAACAGGUGUUUAGGUGUUCUUUACCUUAAAAGAAGAAAUUUUCUUAUCAUGGGAAGUGCCCUGUUGCUGUCUGUGAAAGCUGUACAACAUGGCUUACAGUGUGACUCUGAAUGGACCUGGACCGUGGGGCUUCCGACUGCAAGGGGGCAAGGACUUCAACAUGCCCUUGACCAUCUCCAGAAUCACCCCUGGCAGCAAGGCAGCACAGUCACAGAUGAACCAGGGGGACCUUGUCGUGGCCAUUGAUGGAGUCAACACUGACAGCAUGACCCACCUGGAGGCCCAGAACAAGAUCAAAUCAGCCAGCCACAACCUGAGCCUCACUCUGCAGAAAUCUAAACGCCCAGUGCCAGUUUCAACCACAGCUCCCAGAAUUGACUCUCCCAGGGCUGUAAUUCCCCAUCAGAAGGAACCUGCUUGGGAAAUCAAUGGCAACAGAACAACCUUCAGCCCUCUAACUAACACGGCGACUGGGCCUAUGGGUAGUGUUUUAGCAACCAAUGGAACCUUUUCAGGCUACCUCAACCAGCAAGAGAUCAGCCUUUCAAAUAGCUCUUCCUACCUAAAGACUACCACAGUUAGAUCUUCCUUGUCCUCUCAGUCUGUGACUCCUGACAUUUCACCUGCCAAGAGCACUUUAGGUUCCAAAGCAAGCCCUGCUUUGGCUGGUGGCAGUAGCCCUGCACACCAGCUGAGCCCUGCAAGGCAGUAUAACAACCCUAUUGGCCUUUACUCAGCAGAGACCCUGAGGGAAAUGGCUGAGAUGCAUAAAUUGAGUCUCAACCGAAGGGCUUCGGAAGGUGGACUUCCUAGAGGUACCCUCCCUCUAAAGGAUCCUCAUGUAGACAGUGCCUCUCCGGUGUAUCAGGCUGUGCUUAAAACUCAGAACAAGCCUGAGGAUGAGAGCGAGGACUGGAGCCGUCGCUCUGCCAACCUGCAGUCCAAGUCCUUCCGCAUCCUUGCCCAGAUGACUGGAACUGAGUACAUGCAAGAUCCAGAUGAAGAAGCCCUGAGGAGGUCAAGAGACAAGGAAAACGUUGCAGCAGCAUCAGAAAACAGAAACACAAGCCAGUCAUAUACACCAAUGCCAGUUUCUGGAAGCUACAGUGAAAGUCCUGCUCCUUCUGCUGCUUCAAAAACGAGAGUUGUUACUACUGCCAGCAUAAAGCCCUCUGUGUACCAGCCAGCGCCAGCACCAGUUCAUUCCUACACCCCUGCCAACACGGAGCCUGCGAGUCGCCCUCCCUGGGUGACAGAUGACUCCUUUUCCCAGAAAUUUGCACCUGGAAAAUCCACCACCACUGUCACAAAGCACAUCCUACCCAGGGGUGCUCCAGUGAUAUCUCCUGCCACGAUUUCUGCUUACCCGUCUCCAGUUCCAACUUCUACCCAGCCCCCUGCAUUAGCCCGGGGAACAGUUCAGAGGGCGGAGCGUUUUCCAGCCAGCAGCCGAACUCCUCUCUGUGGGCACUGUAACAGCAUCAUUCGAGGUCCUUUCCUGGUAGCCAUGGGUCGCUCUUGGCACCCAGAAGAAUUCAAUUGUGCUUACUGCAAGACAUCCUUGGCCGAUAUGUGCUUUGUGGAGGAGCAGAACAGCGUGUACUGUGAGCGCUGCUAUGAACAGUUCUUUGCACCAACCUGUGCCAGAUGCCACACUAAGAUUAUGGGGGAAGUGAUGCAUGCCCUAAAACAGACUUGGCACACAAGUUGCUUUGUCUGUGCUGCUUGUAAGAAGCCAUUUGGGAAUAGCCUGUUCCACAUGGAGGACGGGGAACCUUACUGUGAGAAAGAUUAUAUUGCUUUGUUCAGCACAAAAUGUCAUGGCUGUGAUUAUCCUGUUGAAGCUGGAGAUAAAUUCAUUGAAGCUCUUGGACACACUUGGCAUGACACCUGCUUCAUUUGUGCUGUAUGCCAUGUGAAUUUGGAAGGUCAGCCAUUCUACUCCAAGAAGGACAAGCCACUGUGCAAGAAGCAUGCCCAUGCCAUCAAUGUUUAAAGGAAGAGUUGGUAGUCAGUAAUGCUGGGGUAAAACAGAUGGUUAACUGGGCAAUUAUAAAGUUGAUAACCAUGGCUAGCAUUUCUCUCAGUAAAAGCUAGAAGUUGGCACUUUUCAAGUUUAACUUUAUCUCUUUCAUAAAUGCAGAACGUGCUCUUUGCAAAGUUCAUACAAAAACCUACUGAAUGAAUAGUCAAAACCGAAUGAAUAUUCAAAACCAAAUGAACUAAUGAACUAGGCUAUUAUUUGAGCAACAGUUGGGGGAAAUAUCAAAAUUAACUAAAAACCUUAAUAUAAAAAGUAAUGUGCAAAUAUAGUUUCAAGUUAACUACUCACAGCAGUUUUACUGCUUAGACCACACGCUGGGGUUUAAAAACAACUGGAAAAAUACUUCUGUAUUAAGUCAUUUUCUUUCACAGCAAGAAUGAGUAAGUGCCAUAUGUACAGUCAUCUGUAGAACCAAAGGCUGUAGCUUUCAAGGGGAAAUAAAUAGAUUAGGGCUUCCUCUAGGAAAAGUGAGUGCUAUUCCAUUAUGAUGUGAUGCUACCUCAUAGCAUCAGAUAUUUUAGAUUCUUUCCAAAUAACAAGUCUGCCUUGAAUCCAUAUGUAGCUGGGAAGCCUAGGUGACAAUCCAUAACAGUUUGAAAAUAAAGUGGUUGGGUCAGCCUUGCUAGUGCCCUUGGCCUCUCUGUGCACAGUAGAUAAUUCACUUUCAAAUCAUAAUGGAAAAGGACAA